AAUAAACAGUAAGUUUGUACAAACCAGGGAGCCAAAAGUCAAAUUUCUAAUUUAAUGUAUGUUGCUCUCUCGUUAAUUCACGUAAUGCUUUGUUCAGGAACCAUUUGCAGCGCAGCAAAUAGGGGAAGGAAAACGGCGACGGAACACCACAGGACAUAUUUCCGCCAAUAACAAACCUGCUAGCUUGACACGGCUUAAAGCGUAUUGUUUGUGCUAGUCAUUCCUAGUGAGUAAAAUAGUUAAGCAAUGCUCAUUGAGGUAGACUAAAUAGUUAAUAUCCAAUUUAGUAUUACACAAAUGCCAUAAUGUGUAAAUGUGUAUCUCGUUGGUAAUAAAUGUGAAUCAGCAAACAAAUGAUUUUGGCUCGUGUUAGCUAAAGGGCUAACGCGGUGGUCAUUGACGACAUGCUCCUUUAGCAAGUAGUCAUGUUAGCUUGCUAAUGAUUUGGAGUUAUUGGUAAAUAAUAUGUCCUGUAGCUGAUUGGGUCUCUGGUGUGGUAGGCAGAUAGUAAUUUUAUUGGUCAAAAUUUGACCUUAAGAGAGUAACCACGGUUUCCAGCCGGUUCAAAUUAUUUCCCGACCGGGAAGCGUUCAACUGACAAGAUUUUCUCCAGAUCAGUACACACUGCAGAUUUGCAAAAUGAAGAUAUUCUCAGUGGCUCACAAGACUGUUUUCGUAGUGGACCACUGUCCCUACAUGGCAGAGUCAAGUCGUCAACAGGUGGAGUGUGAUGUGCUGACAAAGAGUCGAGGUCAAGGGGUUAUUCCUUUGGCCCCGGUGUCCAAGUCCCUGUGGACCUGUGCUGUGGAGUGCUCCAUGGAGUACUGCCGGAUCCUCUAUGAUGUUUAUCCACUGCACAAACUGAUUAAUUACGUUGUGAGCGAUUCAGAGUUCCACAUCUUGAAUACCUGGCGGCAGGAAGACCAGAGCACUCAUGAGCUCAUGUCGGCUCUGGCAGCCGUCGGGCCACCUAACCCACGCGAGGACCCCGAGUGUUGCAGCAUCCUGCACGGGCUGGUCGCUGCGGUGGAGUCGCUAUGCAAGAUCACGGAGUUGCAGCACGAGAGGCGCACCUCAAUGAUGGACACAGCCGAGAGAGUCGCCAACAGGGGUCGCAUCAUCUGCCUCACCAAUGCAAAAAGUGAUACUCAUGUGCGCAUGUUGGAAGACUGCAUCCAAGAAACUAUUUUAGAACAAAACAGGCUGGCAGCGGGCUCCGACAGGCUGAUGGCCAUCCAGCAGUGUGACCUGGUUCUAGUUCACAUCCACCCGCAGGGCGAGGAUCCGCUGGUGUCCGACCGGCCGAAGAAAGAGAUCUCCCCUCUGCUCACCAGCGAGGUUCACAGUGUUCGUGCGGGCCGGCACCUGGCCACCAAACUCAACAUUCUGGUCCAGCAGCACUUUGACUUGGCCUCCACCACCAUAACAAACAUCCCCAUGAAGGAAGAGCAGCACGCCAACACUUCUGCCAAUUAUGACGUUGAGCUCCUGCAUCACAGAGACGCUCACAUGGAGUUCUUUAAAAGCGGAGACUUGCAUAUGGCUGGCAGCAGCACUCGAGAGAAUGGACUCAAAGAGACGAUCACACUGAAAUGGUGCACACCACGAACCAACAGCAUAGAGCUGCAUUACUGUACAGGAGCCUAUCGCAUCUCCCCCACAGAUGUAAACAGCCGUCCCUCGUCAUGUUUGACUAACUUUCUCCUCAACGGUAAGCUGGAUAAACCCUCUUUUUUAGGUCGCUCAGUGCUGCUGGAGCAGCCGAGGAAGUCCGGGUCGAAGGUCAUCAGCCACAUGCUCAGCAGCCACGGAGGAGAGAUCUUCCUCCACGUGCUCAACAGCAACCGCUCCACCCUGGAGGACCCGCCCUCCAUCAGCGAGGGAUGCGGAGGCCGAGUGACAGACUACCGCAUCACUGAUUUUGGUGAAUUUAUGAGGGAGAAUCGGCUCACUCCUGUGUCUGAGUCUUCCCAUGAUCCCUCGGGGAAGCUACCAGCUGAGAGGGCAAAAGCUCAGCUGGAACGCCACACUCGAUACUGGCCAAUGAUAAUCUCCCAGACCACCAUCUUCAACAUGCAGGCGGUGGUUCCUUUAGCUAACCUGAUAGUGAAAGAGACUUUGACUGAGGAGGACGUACUGACCUGCCAGAAGACAGUUUACAACCUGGUAGACAUGGAGAGGAAGAACGACCCUCUCCCCAUUUCCACCGUGGGCUCCAGAGGCAAAGGCCCCAAGAGAGACGAACAGUAUCGUAUAAUGUGGAACGAGCUGGAGACAUUAGUGAAAACUCACGCCGGAGCCACUGACAGACACCAGAGGGUGCUGGACUGCAUCAUCGCCUGCCGCAGCAAACCUCCCGAGGAGGAGGAGAGGAAGAAGAGAGGGAGGAAGAGGGAGGAGAGGGAAGACAAGACGGAGAAAAAUGGCAGCAAGGACACAGACGACAAGAGCUGGCAGGAGUCGGAGAGACUAAAGGGUUUGCUGGAUAAAGAGGAGCAGGAGUCUGAGGUGAUCAAGGAUUCCCCGGACUCUCCCGAGCCGCCCAAUAAGAAGCCGCGCCUGUGCACGGAGGAGGUUCAGCCUCCAGAGAGAGCAAAAGGUCCCGUCUCGCUCCUCACCAUGUGGAGCAAUCGCAUCACUGUGGCCAACUCCAGGAAGCACCAAGAGUUUGUUGGGAGAGUAAGCUCCGUCAACAACAAGUUUGAGUUGUACCAGCAGCUCAAAGACGAAAAUGGGAUGGAUGUUCACGAAAACGGCAAGGCCUCCAGAUGAUGUUUCCACGGAUUCAUCGCUUCACCUCUGCCAAGGUUGAGAUUUUGGACCCGCAGUGUUUUUCUUCAGAGUUGGGUCUCACCCGUAGACUCCCAAAACAAGGACAUCAAAUACAAAUAGACAGUUAACUCCUAACGAGGAAUUUAUAAAUUUUUUACUCAUGAUUUUGUAGAUAUGCUGUUCACAUAUUGUGUAACACAAUAAAAGCUGUCAAUAGAGAAUUGUGCCGUCGGAA
Cottoperca gobio is the source of this 3007-nucleotide messenger RNA. It is a transcript of the gene ints13, whose product is annotated as integrator complex subunit 13. The transcript is spliced from 17 exons. Lineage: Eukaryota; Metazoa; Chordata; Actinopteri; Perciformes; Bovichtidae. The coding region runs from base 640 to 2772 and encodes 710 amino acids. The record is from RefSeq and is a predicted model, not a curated record. Gene Ontology annotation, biological process: centrosome localization; regulation of mitotic cell cycle. Gene Ontology annotation, cellular component: integrator complex.